UUACAGCGGAGGAUUGGAGAAGAUUGAAAAGAAAAAAACAACACAGAGCUUCCUCUACUGUUCUAUACAUCCUACCUUUCUUCUCUAGGUUAAACCACUUACUCACCCUCUCACCCUCUCCCUCUCCCCUCUCUCUCUCUCUCUCUCUCUCUCUCACACUCCCUUUCACACUGUAUCUGUCUUUUCAUCACGUUUACAGGCGGUAGCCAAGAAAACAUUUGGGUGCAACAAUUUCCGAUCUGCACUGGAGAACGGUCUCUCUCUCUCUCUCUCUCUCCCUCUAUAAAUAUAUCUUGCUGUCGCUCUUUCAAGCCUCCCAUUCAUUCAGGACCCUCUCUCCUAUCUCCAGAGCUCUACUUCUUCCUCAGUCUAUCUGUCUCUCCGUAGGACAACAUCAACGUCUUCCUUCCUUUGGGAAGCACGGACUAAAGGAGGCACAGCUCUUUCACGCAGGAGACCUCCAAGACACAUCCACUAAAGCCACUGUCAAGUGCUGAUCUCCAUAUACUGGCUGGGUAGGAAGGCACAAAGCGAAACUUUCUAUAAUAGACCUAACCUAAACCUCAAGGCCUUCGAACGACUACUGGGCAUAGCAGCAAUAUCCAAGGUUGUGGGAGUGACGCGGAGGUGGACUCAGUCUUCAGGAUGGCGGCGGACAGUAACAAGGAUUCGCUGCACUACCGCCGCUCGUUGGUCAUCGCACCCAAAACGACCACACAGUUCAACCAGUUCCUGCCCACCAAGGACAAGCCGGCGGCCUACGUGCCAGCACCUCUCCGCAAGAAGCGGGCCGAGCGCCACGAGGACAGCCGCCGAAGCUGGGCCAGCCCCAAGUACACUGAGGAGGAUGGCACCUUCACCAGACUGCUCCAAAAGUAUGACGUUGCUAGCGAUGGGAGCAAAUCAAUGACAGACCUUGCGGUGGACCAGGAUGCCCUGAAGCAGGUGCGCUACGAGGAGCUACAGAAGAUCAGAGAGCAGGUCAAGGAGAACGAAGACCAGUGGCAGGAUGAUCUCACCAAGUGGAAAAACCGUCGCAAGAGCUUCAACUCUGAUAUUGUGAAGAAGAAAGAGGAGAGGGAGCAGACCACAGCGAGCAGCGGAAUAGGGAGCCGCGGUUUCCAGAAUUCCAAUUGGAGCUCCAUCGGCAGUCGCCUCAACUCCCUCGCCUCUCUGGACCAGGACGUGUUUGAAGACUCCGCCCCGGUCCUCCGCACCCUCCCUCCGAGGAGCUACACUUUCGACAACCCCUACACCCCUCUUGACCGCCUCAGACCCACUAGCUCCUCCGUGCUCCCCCCAAGGGAGGAGGCGUGCGCUGCCACCACGGCAACCAACAGGGCUGUCUCGCCUUCUAGGGGCAACAUGAGUGACAGUAUCGACAGUCCCUUCGGUUCUGGUAGCGAAAUCACUACCACUGUGGGUCGCACCUCCAACUACAACCCCUACGUUCCAGCCCCGAAUCCUUCAGAGAGAGCCCCAAGCCUGGCCUCAUGGUACACCAGUGCAGCCAAGACGGAGGAGACCUUCAGCACCACCACCACCCCCAGCCUACUACCCAAAGCUCAUGAGCCCAGUCGCCCAUGGGUGGGGAAGGUGUCUGAAGAAGUGACCCCAUCCACUGCUGGUGGCUCUCUGUAUAUACAACAGCCACAGUACAACUCGGUGGUGAUGGACCCACAGCCCAUGCCUCCUGGUGUGUCUCGGGUUUCUGCCUCUCUCCCCAGGAGCUACAUGAGAUCGGACAGCGCUCGGCUCAACUCUGUCGUCAUGCCAAGGCCCUUCGGGAGCCAGUCUACAAGCGUCGCAUCACUGCCACCCGCCUACACCGCUCCUCUGAUGGCUGACUCUCAGAAAAGUGUGAACGGAGAGACAGAUUUCAUCAAGAAGCUGUCGGCCCCCAGCCGCUAUAUCCAGGUCAUGACCUCUGAGGAUAAGGCGCACUCCCUCUCCAGCUCUGCCCACAGCAGUGGAGAAGAAGAAGAAGACGGAAAAAAAAGGGGUGUGACCCCCACACUUGCCACAACACUUGUCCCUACCCUGGCCCCUUCUCCUGUCCCUUCUCAGGCCAGGAGUCCUUCACCCGCCCUCCAGACCCCAAAAGUGGCGUACACAGCCCCAGUCAGUCCGUUACCUACAAAAGACACUAACCAGGAGAGCUACGCUGACAUGCGGAUCAGUCUCAACCAGAAGCCCAACAGCAGUCGAGACUUUGGCUUCCAGACAGAGUGGGACUCCACUGGAGCACACGUCACCUCCAUCCAACCAGGCAGCCCAGCCGAGCUGUGCCAACUGCAGGUGGGCGACGAGGUGAUGUCGGUGAGCGGGCAAAGGGUGGCAGAGAUGAGCUACGGCAAGUGGAAGAGCAGCACAGAGCAAGCUCUGCAGCAGGGACGCCUUACCAUGGACAUACGCCGUCACGGCAGGAACAACUGGGACAGAGACCUACCUUCCCUGCCAUUUAAAAGCCAUAAGACCAUCAAUCUGACCAGUAUGGAUCAUCAUCCAACAGUUAUAGGUUUCCCCGACACAACCACCGUUAACGCAACCACCAGCUUGGAUUUCACCUCUCGGGGAUCCAUGGAAACCACCAAGAAGGUCACUACCCAACCAAUCAUUGGUGUAGCAUCCAAUGGAGUGAAUGGAGGCUUCCGUGACGAGACAGUGACCGUGAGAAACAAAGAACCCAUAUCCAUGAAAAAUUUUAAACGGAGGUCAGAGUUUUUUGAACAAGGAGGAUCAGAGUCAGCAAAAUCAGAUAUGCCCGUUGCCUCCAUCGCUCCCUCCUCUAACCGCUUGUCCUGUGACCCGGAGGAGGAGCGCAGGAGGCAGGAGAAAUGGCAGAAGGAGCAGGAGAGACUCCUACAGGAGAAAUACCGUCGUGACCAGGAGAAACUGGAGGAGGAGUGGCGUCGGGCCCAGCAGGAGGCUGUGACAGAAGGGGGAAGACACCACCAAGAGGAGCCGAGGGGCCUGGAGAUGGACAGCAGGAGUAUCAGCCCCCUCUCCCCCCUCCGCCAGCCUACCAUGCCCUGGGAGGACAAGGAAGCCCAAGAGGAGGAAAGGGGGAGGAGGGUAGAGGAGGAAGCACAGAGAAGACAGGAGGAGGAAGAGAGGAGGAGAGUGGAGGAGGAGCGGCAACAGUGGGAGGAGGGGAGGAGGACGGAGGAGAAGGAGCAAGAGCUGCUGCGUCUUCAGGAGGAGAGGCAGAGGGAGAAGCAGGAGGAUGAGGAGAGGAGACAGAGGGAAAAGGAGGAGCUGAGAUGGCAGAGGAGAAAGGAGGAGGAGAGGGAGGAGAGGAGGUACCAGGAGGCUGCUAAACAACAACACAGGGAGAAAGAGAAAAUGCAGGAGCAGCAGCAGCAAUGGGCAAAGUCGAAAUCUACUCCAGAGCUGGACGACGUGGAGAAAACUAAAGGCUGGUACGGCAGCUCGGGGGGCAUGGCCCAGAGGUUACUGGAGGAGGAGUUGAGACGUAAAGCAGACAAAAAGGCCCAGAGUCUCCGGGCUGCAUCAGAACUGGAGUUGGAGAGGAGAAACAUCCUAAACGCCAUGAGAUACAGAGAGCCAGAAAGAGUGACUAGCAGCUGUGGGAUAGGCGAAGGAUUGGGGAGGAAGGGCCAGCAGAGCGUACCCCAGGCGGAGCUGGAGAGGCAGCAGAUCCUGCAGGAGAUGAAGAAGAAGACCAACCUGGCCACAGACAACAGCUGGAUCCGCCAACGCUCCACCAGCACCACCAACAGCAAGGACCCCACUGUCAGCCCCAUCAGGAGAGGCGAGUCUCUGGACAACCUGGACACCGCGCCCCGUUCUUCCUGGCGCUCGUCAUGGACACCGGGAAGCACCUCGUCCAUCCCCAACUACAGCCGGCCUCAUUUAGCCCUUUCUGGCCUCAAAACUACAUCCUCCUAUAGUGGUGUUGCCUACGGUGGUGGUGGCUAUGGCAGCGGGGUCGGAAGUCGUCCUGGCUUAGCCACCCUGCCCUCCUCCCUCUCCAUGAGCUCCCUCAGAGAGGCCAGGGGGUGUAACCUAUCUUCCUGGUCCCUGCGCUCACCCUCGCCAUCCCCCACCCCUUCUCUUGGCCCCGAACCCGAGUCACGCCCAUCCUCACAGCAACGCAGCAGGUCAGUGAGUGGCAAGAAAGUCUGUACGUUCUGUGACACGGUGCUGGGCAAGGGAGCCGCCAUGAUCAUCGAGUCCCUGGGACUCUGCUAUCAUUUGACCUGUUUCAAGUGUAUCGACUGUAAGUCUGACCUCGGAGGAUCGGAGGCCGGAGCUGAGGUCAGAAUACGUAACCGACAGCUCUACUGUAACUCCUGCUACAUGCGAUUCAAAACUGGACAGCCAACGUCCAUGUGACAACGCUGUACUAGAGUAGAUAAAGGACUACUUGACAACAACCCAUGAACACUGCAACCAGCUGUAACUUCAGAUGUAUUAAUGUGGUUUUGUGAUUUGACAAAAAGCCCUGAUUCUUCAAUUAACAACUAUCUUAUUCUUUAUUUCUACUGUACGCUUGAAAGGGUUAGAUUGACCAAAAAAAGAGAACAUUUUGAUAUCAACGUAUUAUUUUUAUCAGUUGCUUGUAUAAAGUAGUAGGGAUGUGCAUGCGCCUGCGAGUUUUAGACUUUUAGCUGAAAAUAGCAACCCUUAACGAAACAAUACUGGAAAUUGAUUUUGGUCUUGUUCAUGAGAUUAUUGAUCCUGAUUACUUCAUACUUCAGAGAUGUAAGAGUUUUCAUGUUAGGCUGGGGGAAGUCUGCGAUUUAUUCUCCUUUUCGCCUACAAAUCUUUUGGUUACAACAAGUUUGUUGUUGACUAAGGUUUGUUGUUGACUCUUUAUUUUUAUCGAUGUGCCUUUUUGGUUUGUUAUGGGGGAGAUUAUUUAAAUAAAAUGUAUUGAAAAUAUA
Oncorhynchus nerka (sockeye salmon) is the source of this 4910-nucleotide messenger RNA. RefSeq names its product LIM domain only protein 7-like. The record is from RefSeq and is a predicted model, not a curated record. NCBI's taxonomy places the organism in Eukaryota, Metazoa, Chordata, Actinopteri, Salmoniformes, Salmonidae. The transcript is spliced from 25 exons. The coding region runs from base 646 to 4359 and encodes 1237 amino acids. Gene Ontology annotation, biological process: regulation of cell adhesion; regulation of signaling. Gene Ontology annotation, molecular function: protein binding.